Lacerta agilis (Sand lizard) is the source of this 1749-nucleotide messenger RNA. It is a transcript of the gene UMOD, whose product is annotated as uromodulin. Bases 1 to 1749 code for a protein of 582 amino acids. Gene Ontology annotation, molecular function: calcium ion binding. The transcript has 10 exons. NCBI's taxonomy places the organism in Eukaryota, Metazoa, Chordata, Lepidosauria, Squamata, Lacertidae. Gene Ontology annotation, biological process: neutrophil migration. Gene Ontology annotation, cellular component: apical plasma membrane; cell surface. The record is from RefSeq and is a predicted model, not a curated record.
AUGAAGCAUCCAUUUAAUCUGCUCUUGUUCUUAGUCAGUCUCAGAUGUUCCACCUUCGCACAGACGACGAGGCUGGCGAACGCUGCAGUACGUUGUUCAGACUGCCACCCAAAUGCCACCUGCGAGGAGAAUGGAGACCUCCGCCAAUGCAUCUGUCAAGAUGGGUUCACUGGGGAUGGGGCCACUUGCUCCGACGUGGACGAGUGUUCCAGUGGUCUGAAUCAUUGCCAUUCCUUAGCAACCUGUAUUAACGCCCACGGCAACUAUUCCUGCUCCUGUCCCGAGGGUUACGAUGGAGAUGGCUUCCAUUGCAAACCUGCUGGCUUUGCGGAAGAAUGUGUGCGAGUCAACGGAUCCCGUUCCUGCUCCGAUCCGUGUUCGAGUCACACGGUUCUGGAUCAACCCUGGCGAAGCACCUCCUACGGGGAUGGAAAUAACUGUGACAGUCACAAAAUAGGGUGGUAUCGAUUUGUAGGCAGUGGAGGAGAGCGCAUGCCAGAAUCUUGCGUGCCAAUCAAUAGGUGUAACACUGAUGCACCCAUGUGGCUAAAUGGAUUGCACCCCACCCGUAAUGACGAAAUAGUAACCCGUACCGCCUGCGCCGACUGGAGUGGUAACUGCUGUCACUGGUCUAUCCCUGUACAGAUUAAAGCUUGCGUAGGUGGUUAUUACGUCUACCAGUUUCAAGGGACACCAGCUUGUACCUUGACUUAUUGCACAGAUCCUGCGUACGUAGGGAGCCCGUGCCACGGAUGCAAUGCAGAAGAAGAGUGCAAGCUGACCAAUGGAAAAUGGGGCUGCUCCUGCAGUUCUGGUAGGCACCAGGCAAAUGCUUCUAACGUGGAGCCACAACUGGAGUGUGGUGCAAAUGAAAUCAAGGUCUCCAUGGCGAAGUGCCUCCUCAAUAGCUUCCAGAAUUUAACCAUGCAUCUGAGAGACAACCGAUGUGCUGGUUUUGUAGAGCAGGGGAAUAGAACAGUGGUCUCUGUGGUGACACCCACCCAAGCUGGCCAGUGUGGAACACUAUUGAAGAAAAAUGAAACCCAUGCCACAUAUAGCAACACACUCUAUCUGGCUGAUGGGACUGUCAUUAGAGAGAACGAAAUCAAAAUUAAUUUCCAGUGCUCCUACCCGUUGGAUAUGGAAACCAGCCUUAGAACGGCCAUCCAGCCCAUUGUCAGUUCAACCAACAUCAGCAUUGAAGGAGCAGGUCAGUUUAUAAUUAAGAUGGCUCUCUACAGAGACGAAAACUACACCUCGCCCUAUGAGGGAGCAAUGGCCGUGUUGCCAACUCAGACCUGGCUCUAUGUUGGUGUCAUGGUCGCCAGUGGGGACGUGAGCCGCUUCGUCUUGCUGAUGGACAAUUGCUUUGCAACGCCCACGGAAGACGCCGCUGACCCUCUGAAAUAUUUCAUCAUUCAAAACAGCUGCCCAAACAGACGGGAUGCCAGUAUAACAGUCCCAGAAAAUGGAGUCUCGGCUCAAGGACGGUUUUCCCUCCAAGUGUUCAAGUUUGUCGGGAAUCAUAACCUUGUUUAUCUCCACUGCGAAGUUCGCCUCUGCGACCCUAGUGCUGGAUCAUGCAGUCCGCGCUGUGCAGGAAUUGAAAGUCGCCAGGCUGCUGCUGUCGCAGGGGGCUAUUUGUUGGAUGUGGGUCCCAUUGCCCCCAAGAAGCAGCCCCUCCUCACCUUCACAGAUCUUGCUGCACCAAAGGUGGUGAGCAGAACUCAGAUGGAGACAGAGCCAUGA